GAGGUGUUACUCUGCAGGGCCACCGCGAGCUGUGGCGUCAUGGGCGCGCCAUGGUAACGGUCACGUGACUUCGCAGCCGUUUCCAAGAUGGCCGCCGACAACCUACCUGGCGAGUUCGAUGUUGUGGUACUUGGGACGGGCCUGACCGAGUCCAUCAUCGCAGCCGCCUGCUCUCGCGUGGGACAGCGGGUCCUGCACGUUGACAGGAGAAGCUACUAUGCUGGAAAUUGGGCCAGUUUCACAUUUAAUGGGCUGCUGUCCUGGUUGGAGGAGUGCAAGCAGGGGGGGCAGAGCUCCGCAGAGGAGGCGACAGACUGGGGGGAGAGGCUGGAGGAGGGCGAGGAGGCCCUGGUGCUGAGCGUGGUGGACACGUCCAUCACCAACCUGGAAGUCUUCUGCUACGCCAGCGAGGAGCCCGAGGAGGAGGAGGAGAAGGAGGCGGAUGCGCUGAGACAAACCCCGGCACCUGUACAGGCUGAAGGCGAACAUGGUGCCCAGUCCAACAGCCCCACGUGCCCCCAGGAGGUGCCUGAGGGAGAUGCUCCACAAGAAGGUCAAGGCCAGACCGAUGGGCUCCUACAGGACGAUGCAGAAGAUGCACCUGGCAAGGAAGAGGAGGUUGCGAGCCCAGAGACUGGCCAGGCCGGAGAUGUUCAAGGAGAAGAGCCAUCUGCGAACCCAAGUCCCACGGAGGUGAAGAAGAUCAGCUACGCAAAAAUCGUGAAAGAGGGUCGGAGGUUCAACAUUGACCUGGUGUCGAAGCUCUUGUAUUCCCGCGGUUUGUUGGUGGACCUUCUCAUCAAGUCCAACGUCAGCAGAUAUGCCGAGUUCAAGAACGUCAGCCGCAUCCUGACCUACCGCGACGGCAAAUUGGAACAGGUUCCUUGCUCCCGGGCUGAUGUCUUUGGCAGUAAGCAGCUGACGAUGGUGGAGAAGAGGAUGCUCAUGAAGUUCCUCACCUUCUGCCUGGACUAUGAGGAGCACCCCGAGGAGUACUUGGAUUUCACGGAGAGAUCUUUCUGGGACUUCCUGCAGACGAAGAAGUUGACAGAGAACAUCCAGCACUUUCUGCUACACUCUAUCGCCAUGGUGCCCCCGGAGACGCGCACGGCCGAGGGGCUGCGCUCCACCCAGUACUUCCUGCGCUCCCUCGGUCGCUACAGCAACACGCCCUUCCUCUUCCCCAUCUACGGCCUUGGAGAAAUCCCACAGUGCUUCUGCAGGAUGUGUGCUGUCUUUGGGGGAAUCUACUGUCUUCGCCACUCGGUUUGCUGCCUGGUUCUGGACAAGGAGUCUGGCCGGUGCAAAGCUGUGAUAGAUACGUGCGGACAGCGAAUCAGCUGCAGCCACUUUGUGCUGGAGGAAGGAUACGUUCCAGAGGAGCGCAGGAAGGGCGUGGCUUGCAGACAGAUCUCCCGAGGAGUCCUCAUCACGGACCGAUCGCUGCUGCCGAGCGAAACCGAGCAGCAGCUCUCCCUGAUCACCGUGCCCCCACUGGAGCCGGGGGCCGCAACGGUCCGGAUAACCGAGCUCUGCUCCUCCACCAUGACCUGCAUGCCGGGCACCUACCUGGUGCAUCUCACCUGCCCCGCAUCUGGAUCAGCCCACGCUGACCUGGCUCCUGUUGUGUCCCGGCUGUUCACCGAAGCACCAGGAGACAUAGGCGCCGCCGAUGACGAGCGCCCGGCUGUCCUAUGGGCGCUCUACUUCAACAUGCGGGACUCCACGGUGCCAAGCGCGACCAGUUACAACCUGCCUGCCAAUGUGCACGUCUGCCCGGGCCCCGACGGCUCACUGGGCAACGACCACAGCAUCAGACUGGCAGAGGAGGUGUUUCACCGCAUCGUCCCGGGUGAGGAGUUCUGUCCCCCUGCCCCAAACCCGGAAGACAUUAUAUUUGAGGGGGUGGGGCCACAGGGGGAGGGGGCUGGGAUUGGAGAGCCCUCCCAAGGCGAGGAUGCUGCAGAGGCGGGACAGGGGGAUGGCGACGUGAAGACGGAGGCGGCCAAGGAUGAGAGUGUGGAGAACGCAGUGUUGGAAGAGGCUGCUGGACAGGAGACUGGUGCGGAGGGACAAGAGGCAGAGGCUCUGCCUUCAGUACCAGCCCCACCCACCGACGAGUGACUCCGCCCCUUCCCCACCGCCUCCACCUGUAGGAGGGGUCAGCUGUUAUAGCUCAGCUUUGGUAUAAUGACACCGAGCAGAUGACAGACUGACGGCACACGUCUCCAGUCUGCCCUUUUUUGCACGUUUAUUCACUCCUUAAGUUCUCGGUUAUGGCACAUAUGUACAGUGUGUCCUGGUUACGCUAAUCAUCUUAGGGGCUGCGGGUGGGGCUGCGGGUGGGGGGGGCUGUGGGUGGGCUGCCCGUGAUGCAGGAUGGCUGCCCGUGAUGCAGGAUGGCUGCGGUGAAGCUUGCCGCUUCCUGUGCAGCUCUCAAGGCGGUUUGCUGGCUUCAGGUUUCUCUUUCAGUUCCUCCUCAUCCUCUUUCUUCUAUCUGGGUCUGUGACGAAGGGGGGCUUCCCUGGACCUGCUCCUGUUUCCACUGUCCUCCAGCCCCAUGCCCCAGUUCUCCCAGGGCCCCCACUUUGGUGCUGGUUCCUCUCUGUGGCCCCCCGGCUCUCUGCCCACCUCUGUUUGCAUCACGCAUGCAGCACCCUGUUACGCUCUCUGUGUUUAAGGUGGCCCACAUUAAAAAUCUAAUGGAAGCAUUUUAACUGUCAUCACAAGCAUUUUAUGUACAGAAAUAAAUUGCCCAUAUUUUUA
Brienomyrus brachyistius is the source of this 2766-nucleotide messenger RNA. RefSeq names its product CHM Rab escort protein (gene chm). The record is from RefSeq and is a predicted model, not a curated record. Gene Ontology annotation, biological process: intracellular protein transport; small GTPase-mediated signal transduction; vesicle-mediated transport. Gene Ontology annotation, cellular component: nucleus; cytosol; Rab-protein geranylgeranyltransferase complex. Gene Ontology annotation, molecular function: GDP-dissociation inhibitor activity. Lineage: Eukaryota; Metazoa; Chordata; Actinopteri; Osteoglossiformes; Mormyridae. The transcript is spliced from 15 exons. Bases 88 to 2124 code for a protein of 678 amino acids.